GAUGUAAAGAUUGAUACAGAGAGAGAGUUGCAGGAGGAAGGGGCGGAGAAAAGUUAUGAAGUUUUCAGUGGCUUUUGCUUCUUCAUUGGAUUAUUCGAUGUCGAUUUUGUGAGGUUAAAUUCACUUUUAUUUCAAAGUAUCUGCAAACGGAUACAUAUUUAUUUUUAUAUUUUCUCUCUUUUCAAACUCUCCAAGUUAAUAAUUAAUGUAUCUCUAUAUUUAUUUAACUAAUUAUUCAAGCGUGAAGAAGGAGAAAGAGAAAGAGAAGGAGCCAUAGGGCAGUUCAAGAUGGUGAACCAUAAUCUGUUGAAAUGAUCAGUGAAUCUUUUGAUUAUAAUGAUUAAAGAUUGAAGUUUGGUGUGUCCACAUUGAGUUAUCAUGGCUGAUAUCAGAGCAUAUGAAUGUUCCAGUUGUAUGAUAAUCUUUGCUGAAGAGGAUGAGUUCAUUCUGCACCAAAAGAGCUUUCACAACUUAACUGAUGAUUUAAUCAAAGCCUGGUUACCGAAACAUAUUCUGAAGAAGAAUGGUACCACGAAAGGGAUCUCCAUACAAGUGUAUGAUGCCAGUCGGCCAUAUGCUUGCGAUAUUUGCAAUAAAGCUUUUGUGCAAUCUUCACAUUUGUCAAACCACAUGAAGACCCAUUCUGGGGAAAAACCAUAUGUGUGUAAGAUCUGCAAGAAAGCAUUUUCCCGUUCUUCCAAUCUGUCUCGGCACCAUAAAAUCCAUACUGCUGAACGUCCUUAUGUCUGUGAGAUUUGUCUAAAAGCUUUUUCCCAGUCGUCUCAUCUAACACGGCAUCUGCGUAUCCAUUCGAAAGAUCGGCCUUAUUCAUGUGAAUAUUGUCACAAGACAUUCUCUCAAACAUCCAACUUGUCCAUUCAUCUCCGCAUCCAUUCUGGUACCGAACCAUUCAAAUGUGAUAUGUGUGCCAAAUCAUUCUCGCGGUCUUCAAAUUUGUCUCGCCACAUGAAGAUUCAUACACAGGAGAAAUCUCAUGUCUGCCAAGUUUGUAACAAAGCUUUCUUGCAGUCAUCACAUCUAACACGCCACUUGCGGAUCCAUUUUGAGGUGAAACCAUUUUUCUGUCCCACAUGUGGCAAAGCAUUUUUUCGAGCCGAACAUCUUUCUCUUCACUCUCGGUUACACACAGGUGAGGAGCCAUUCAAAUGUGACAUUUGCAAAAAGGGUUUCUCUCGUUCUUCAAGUCUUUCUCGUCAUAUCAAAAUUCACACAGCAGAAAGACCAUUUGUCUGUAACAUAUGUGACCGCGCCUUCUUGCAGUCUUCUCACCUGGCACGGCAUAUGCGAACGCACUACGAGGAGAAACCUUACGUGUGUCACGUGUGUGAGAAAGCAUUUUCCCAGUCUUCCAAUCUGUCGAUUCAUCUACGUAGUCAUUCUGGCGAGAAACCAUUCACCUGCGACAUCUGUGACAAAUCCUUUUCACGCUCUUCCAACUUGUCUAGACACAUCAAAGUCCAUUCUGAAGAAAAACCAUUUACCUGUACCAUUUGCCAGAAGUCUUUCUCACAAUCUUCACAUCUUACCAGACAUCAAAAGAUACAUAAUCAGCCUCCGGCAGAACCAAAGAUCAAAGCGCCUUCACCAAACUAUCCUUGUGGCAAGUGUAAUGAAAAUGUAUUGAAAUCACCUCAUACCAACAUGUUUUUCAGCAACAACAACAACAACAACCAAAAUCUGUAUUCUUCAGAAGAAAUACCUGAAAGAAAACCUUACUUGUGUGGUUUCUGUAACCAAAGUUUCUUGGAAGCUUCAGCAAUGGCGCUUCACAUGAAGACUCAUUCAAGUGAGAAACUGUUCAGGUGUGAACUUUGCAACAAAACUUUUACAGAUUCCUCUCAUUUAUCGCGUCACAUGAAAACUCACUCUGGAGAGAAACCAUUCCGUUGUUUGGUCUGCGACAAAUCUUUCUCCCAGUCAUCCAACUUGUCGAUACAUUUAAGGACUCAUUCGGGCGAGAAACCAUAUCAGUGUGAAAUUUGUAACAAAGCUUUUUCUCGUUCCUCAAAUCUCUCGAGACAUUUAUUAAUCCAUGAACAAAAACGACCUUAUAUCUGCGAUAUUUGCAACCGAGCCUUCUCCCAGUCUUCCCACCUCUACAGACACCUUAAAAUCCACAAUUUGUCAUCUUAAUCUUACCCUUGUGUGUGCCUAAACUCCCUAAACUUCUUUUUUCAUUUCCUCAUCUUAUAUUUUCUUCAUCUUCUCCCAUUCAGCCAUGUUAGUAUAACUUAGUAUUUAUUAUCAUUAUUAUCAUUAUUAUUAUUACUUUUAGCGUGCUAGAUGGCAGAAACAGUUGAACACCAGAUGAAAUACCUUGUGGUAUUUAUUUACCUUCCUUCACAUUCUGAUUUCAAAUUCUUCUAGGGUAGAACCAAUCAAAAACUGGGAUUACCAUUAUUGAUUCUUCCCUCCCCACUCGACCUUCUUUCUAACUUUGUGCCUCAUACAAGAAAUUAUUGUAAUCAUCAUUAUGGUUUAGGACAGCAAGCUGGCAGAAUCGUUAGCACGCUGGGCAAAAUGCUUUGCAGUAUUUCGUCUGCCAUUACGUUCUGAGUUCAAAUUCCGCAGAGGUCGACUUUGCCUUUCAUCCUUUCAGGGUUGAUAAAAUUAGUACCAGUUACACACUGGGGUCGAUGUAAUCAACUUAAUCCCUUCCCCCAGAUUUGAGACCUUGUGCUUCCAGUAGAAAAGCUUAUUAUAAUUAUUGUCAAGGCAGCAAUUAGGCCGAACUGUUAAUGCACUGGACCAGAUGGUUAGUGGUAUUUUGUCCAGCUGUUUAUGUUCAGAGUUCAAAUGCUGUUAACUUAGCUCUUCAUCCUUUUGAGAUCGAUAGAAUAAAUGCCAGCCCUGGUCAAACUGUCCAACCCAUGCCUGCAUGGACAAUGGAUGUUAAAUGAUGAUGAUGAACCUUAAGUUUAUUUCUUGUCUUCUAUACACCCUGAAAUCAGAGCAUGUGGUGUCUGCUUUGGUGGCUUUUUCAGUGUUUGCUUCCAAUUACAUGGAUUCAGUUUCAAUCCCAUGGUAUUCCUGUCAAACCAUUCACCUCAUGCUAAUGAUGAGUUCUAAAAUAAUAAUUCUUUCUAUUAUUGACACAAGGCCUGAAAGUUUGGUGGAAGGGAGUUAGUUGAUUAUGUCGACCCCUUGAGCUCAACUGGCACCCAUUUUAUUAACCCUGGAAAGAUGAAAAAGUAAAGUUGCCUUAGGUGGAAUUUGAACUCAGACCAUAAAGCUACAAGAAAUAAUAUGACUAAGCUUUUUGUAUUUCUAUUAGUAAUAAUGAUUUUUUACUAAAAGGAAUUUUUUAGGGUUUGUGAUGUUUAUGCCUUUCUCAAAGGCUUAUAUGAAAUGAAUUAGCAUAAAAGGGGAAAAAAAAUUCAGGUUACACACACACACACACACACUUAGCUUAGGAUUACUUGGUUGUUGCUCAGCCCCUAGUCACCCCUAAUCAAAUUGGAUAAGAAUCAAGUGUUCCCACCAUGACCAUCCCAUCUUCAUUCAAGACACUUCAUUCAAUUUCUCUUCCUUUCCUCUUUUAAAACAAUAGGAUGUGAUUUGAAGGAGAUAUUGCUGCCAUUUCUAGCAUGUCAACAGACCACUUUGAAGUUCCCCUUGUUGGCUUGCAUGUGCAAUUUUCUGAGCAGAUGUGGGUUGUAUAGAACCACAAAUUUAGAUAUUUGUAUUACACGGUUUCUAGAUGGUGCACUACUUUUGUGUUUUUGUUUUUUGUUUCUCUAAAAAGAAAAGAGAUUUAUGUUUCUCAUGUCCACCCGGGUACUCACUUUAACCCUUUAGCAUUUAAUCCAGCCGAAAUUGUCCACCCAUUUUAAGUUCAAACAGGCCAGAUCCAGCCUCUCACACCCAUCCUACAAUGACAUUUUCUGAAAAAUAACAUUCAGACCAUCUAAAUCGCAAAGCUACAAGAUAAUGUGAGAUUAGUUCAAAUCAAUGUGAAUUAACAAGUAUUACAGUUGACAGAAUAAUCUAAAAACAAAAGGGUUAAUCUUUUUAUUUUUACCCUGCAUUCACCGAUUCUAUCCAUCUGCCACCCUCAUGACCAUACUUCUUCACACCCAUAUACACAUACACACAAAAGGCUUCUUUCAGUUUUCAUCAAUGAUAUGCAUUCAUAAGGCUUUGGUUGGCUUUGGACUGUAUCAGAAGAAGCUAUCCCGAAGGUGCCACGCAGUGAGAUUGAACUUGAAACCAGAAAGAUUAAAAUUCUUUUAUUCUUUUACUCGUUUCAGUCAUUUGACUGUGGCCAUGCUGGAGCACUGCCUUUAGUCGAACAAAUCGACCCCAAGACUUAUUCUUUGUAAGCCUAGUACACUUAUUCUAUCGGUCUCUUUUGCCAAACUGCUAAGUUACAGGGACGUAAAUACACCAACAUUGGUUGUCAAGCGAUAGUGGUGGGGGGGACAAACACAGACACACACACACACACAUAUAUAUAUAUAUAUAUAUGAUGGGCUUCUUUCAGUUUCCAUCUACCAAAUCCACUUAUAAGGCUUUUGUUGGCCCAAAGCUAUAGUAAAGGACCACACAGUAGGACUGAACCCAGAACCAUGUGGUUGAGAAGCAAGCUUCUUACCACACGACCACUCCUGCGCCUAUGCACAUGCACACACAU
Octopus bimaculoides (California two-spot octopus) is the source of this 4654-nucleotide messenger RNA. RefSeq lists its product as uncharacterized. Lineage: Eukaryota; Metazoa; Mollusca; Cephalopoda; Octopoda; Octopodidae. Gene Ontology annotation, molecular function: RNA polymerase II cis-regulatory region sequence-specific DNA binding; DNA-binding transcription factor activity. Gene Ontology annotation, biological process: regulation of transcription by RNA polymerase II. The record is from RefSeq and is a predicted model, not a curated record.